CGUGAACCACCGCGCCGGGCCAGCUGUACUCUUAAAGGGUCGGAGCAAUGCUGGUGCUGGAGACCGAGGCGAGGAGGUGACGCUCAGGGGACUUCAGCCGCGGAACGCCGCGAGAGGACAAACCCAGGUCAGAGGGAUCCCUCCGCGGCCCCCACGCCAGGUAUCGGUCUCGCGCCCUGGCGUGGCCCGGUUGGUCUGCAGAGCAGGCGUCGGGGCCGGCAGAGGGCGCCCGGCGUGAGGGGGAGGAGGAGGAGGGAGCCGGGGCAGCCCGGGGAGGGUGCCGCCCCGCGGGGGUCUGCAGCUCAGGUCGGAGGGUCGGCUGCGUGGGUCGGGGAAUCUGGAUUCCGUGGGUUCAACGCCCAGGGGUUCCAGGAGCCCCGAUAGUUCUCGGACGCCCGGCAGGCUCCGACCCACUCGUCCCAGCACCCCUCCCCCGUCCCCGUCCGCGGGCCCCUCCCCGGUCGCCCCUCCGGGCGGGGCUGCUCCCGGGUCAAGGCUGGCGCGGGUCUUUGGGCCCUGGCCUUCCGGUGCACCAGGCGGAGGACAGAAAACCUGAGCAUCCACGCGCAGGGGUAGAGAGUGGGGGCCAUUCUGGGGGUGCACUGCCCCGCCCCCUCCGGGUCCGCCUCGGCCGCACCCGGGCCUCAGGCCCCGCCCCCUCCCCUCGUCCGGCGGGAGAGCCCCAGGGGCAGCCGCAGCCGCCAGAGCGCCCGCCAGAGCGCCCGCCAUGCGUGCUGCCCACGCUGCGCUGCUGCUCAGGCUGCUGCUCCUGCUGGGGUCGUGGCUGGAGGCUCCGGGCGUUGCGGAGUCGCCGCUGCCCGCCGUGGUCCUUGCCAUCUUGGCCCGCAAUGCCGAGCACUCACUGCCCCACUACCUGGGCGCGCUGGAGCGGCUGGACUACCCCCGGGCCAGGCUGGCCCUCUGGUGUGCCACGGACCACAAUGUGGACAACACCACAGAGAUGCUGCAGGAGUGGCUGGCAGCUGUGGGCGAUGACUAUGCCACUGUGGUCUGGAGGCCCGAAGGGGAGCCCAGGUCCUACCCAGAUGAAGAGGGUCCCAAGCACUGGACCAAAGAAAGGCACCAGUUUCUGAUGGAGUUGAAGCAGGAAGCCCUCACCUUUGCCAGGGAAUGGGGGGCUGACUAUAUCCUGUUUGCAGACACAGACAACAUUCUGACCAACAACCAGACUCUUCGGCUUCUGGUGGGGCAGGGGCUUCCUGUGGUGGCCCCAAUGCUGGACUCCCAGACCUACUACUCCAACUUCUGGUGUGGGAUCACCCCCCAGGGCUACUACCGCCGCACAGCCGAGUACUUCCCCACCAAGAACCGCCAGCGCCGGGGCUGCUUUCACGUCCCCAUGGUCCACUCCACCUUCCUGGUGUCCCUGCGCGCCGAAGGGGCAGACCAGCUUGCCUUCUAUCCUCCACAUCGCAACUACACUUGGCCUUUCGACGACAUCAUCGUCUUCGCCUAUGCCUGUCAGGCUGCUGGGGUCUCGGUCCAUGUGUGCAAUGAGCAUCGUUAUGGGUACAUGAAUGUGCCUGUCAAAUCCCACCAGGGGCUAGAAGACGAGAGAGUCAACUUCAUCCACCUGAUCUUAGAAGCACUAGUGGACGGGCCCCCCAUGCAGGCCUCAGCUCAUGUGACUCAGCCCUCCAAGAGGCCCAGCAAGAUGGGGUUUGAUGAGGUCUUUGUCAUCAGCCUGGCUCGCAGGCCUGACCGUCGGGAACGCAUGCUGACCUCGCUCUGGGAGAUGGAGAUCUCUGGGCGGGUGGUGGAUGCUGUGGAUGGCAGGAUGCUCAACAGCAGCGCCAUCAGGAGCCUUGGUGUGGACCUGCUCCCGGGCUACCAGGACCCCUACUCUGGCCGCACUCUGACCAAGGGCGAGGUGGGCUGCUUCCUCAGCCACUACUCCAUCUGGGAGGAGGUGGUUGCCAGGGGCCUGGCCCGGGUCCUGGUGUUUGAAGAUGACGUGCGCUUUGAGAGCAACUUCAGGCGGCGGCUGGAGCGGCUGAUGGAGGAUGUGGAGGCAGAGAAACUGCCAUGGGACCUGAUCUACCUUGGGCGGAAGCAGGUGAACCCUGAGAAGGAGGCAGCUGUGGAGGGGCUGCCGGGCCUGGUGGUGGCUGGGUACUCCUACUGGACGCUGGCCUAUGCCCUGAGCCUGACAGGUGCCCGCAAGCUGCUGGCCUCACAGCCUCUGCGCCGCAUGCUGCCCGUGGAUGAGUUCCUGCCCAUCAUGUUCGACCAGCACCCCAAUGAGGAGUACAAGGCACACUUCUGGCCAAGGGACCUGCUGGCCUUCUCAGCCCGGCCCCUGCUCGCUGCCCCUACCCACUAUGCCGGGGACGCCGAGUGGCUCAGUGACACCGAGACAUCCUCUCCAUGGGAUGAUGACAGCGGCCGCCUCAUCAGCUGGAGCGGCUCCCAAAAGGCCCUGCGCAGCCCCCACCUGGACGUGGAUGGCAGCAGUGAGCACAGCCUCCAACCCCAGCCUCGAGAUGAGCUCUAGGUCCAGGUGAUGACUGCAAAGGAGUGCCCAGGAGCAGGCCACUGCUGCCCAGGGAGCAGAAGAGAAGGUUGUUGGCAGGGGCCACAGAUCUAGUCAAACCUGCCGCCCCCUUGGGCACGGCCACUCUGCCCUCUGGACCAGUCUUACUUUGGGAGAAACCACUCAGAGAUGGAUCCCAUUCCCUGAAGGUCUCACAGCAAAGGGGCAGGACUCCCAGGCCCCUUGACCCUACCUGGCCUGAUUCAGGGCCUGGUGGCCCCCAGCCUUCUGUUUCAAGCUGGGCAGACCCCAGGAGCCCUUCCCUCCCUAAGGAAUCAGCCAGUGGGCUCCUCUGUCCCCUUCUACCUCCACCUCAGGCCCCUCCCCUAGCUUGAUGUUUGGGUCUCCCCAGCACUGUCCUCCCUGGCCGGUGCAAAGUGCAGGGGGCUGGAGCAGGACCCUUGCAGACCUGUUGCCCAGCACAUAGUAAGCCCUCAAUAAAAGCCAUUUACACUAUAUAUAUA
Saimiri boliviensis boliviensis (Bolivian squirrel monkey) is the source of this 3018-nucleotide messenger RNA. It is a transcript of the gene CERCAM, whose product is annotated as cerebral endothelial cell adhesion molecule. The record is from RefSeq and is a predicted model, not a curated record. Lineage: Eukaryota; Metazoa; Chordata; Mammalia; Primates; Cebidae.